AUGGAAGCAGGAUUACAGUUGGAUAAAGUUUAUAAAAUAAUUAAAUUUAACCAAUCGCCGUGGCUUCGAAGUUAUAUUAGUCUUAACAUUGAAAAAGGGAAGCACGCUGUAACCGAUUUUCAUAAAGAUUUUUAUAAAUUAAUGAACAGUAGCGUCUUCGGUGAGUAAAAUAAAUUAAAUUAAAUAAACUUAAUACAUUUACUUAACUUUAUAGGUAAAACGAUGGAAAACGUGAGUUUACGGAUGAAAAUGAAACUCGUUCGCUGUCCUAAAAGAUAUGGAAAAUUGAUUAAUAAAUCAAAUUUCAAAUCGUGUACGAUUUAUAACGAAAAUCUUGUAGCGAUCCAUCUACACAAAGACAUAGUGGAAUUCAACAAAUCGAUUUUUGUAGGGUUUUCAGUUUUGAAUAUUUCCAAAAAUUUAAUGUAUAAUUUCCACUACAAAACAAUGAAAAAAAUGUAAUUACAUGAUAACAUAGAAUUCUGCUAUAUGGAUACUGGUAAAUAAAUACGGAGGAAAUUAUUUAAUAUUAUUUAUUUAAAAUAAUAAUAAUAAUUUUUUUUUUUCAGAUUCUCUAAUAUACUCAAUUCAAACCCGUGAUUUUUAUGAUAACGUCAAAAACAAGCUUGGUUUUCUAGAUACGAACACUGAUUAGGACCGGUUACUGAUUUGAAAGAAAAUGAAAAGCUCGAGGCGAUAAAGGUAUAAGCCCGUUGGACUCGGCGUGUAGAGAACAUGAUUUGGCUUACGAUCGCAGUAAUUCAGUAACGGACCGUAAUAAAGCAAAUAUAUUGGAAAAUCGAGCUUGGGAAAGGUUUCAAACAAAAGACGCAAACUUUAAAAAAAAAGCAUCGCCGUGGACGAUCACUACGGCUAUGAAAACUAAACGUAAAUUGGACGCGGGUUGUGGAUUCAAGGCUGCCGUUAAGUAG
This is a messenger RNA of Cinara cedri, 932 nucleotides long. Lineage: Eukaryota; Metazoa; Arthropoda; Insecta; Hemiptera; Aphididae. The record is from the annotation of a GenBank genome assembly.